Messenger RNA from Eriocheir sinensis (Chinese mitten crab), 2258 nucleotides. RefSeq names its product isatin hydrolase-like. The record is from RefSeq and is a predicted model, not a curated record. The transcript is spliced from 6 exons. Gene Ontology annotation, molecular function: arylformamidase activity. Bases 112 to 981 code for a protein of 289 amino acids. NCBI's taxonomy places the organism in Eukaryota, Metazoa, Arthropoda, Malacostraca, Decapoda, Varunidae.
ACCUUCCUCUCUCGACCAGACAGUGCAUGCCGCAGCCCAUCCGUCCGUCUGUGACCCUCCUCUGAGUGAUACCGACGGGCACGCACAGUAACUUCUUUCCGCUGACGCACCAUGCUGAUCGCGGCACCCUUACUUCUGGCACUGCUGGUGGGCGUGUGCGAGUGUAGUACAGUAACAUACAUUGACCUGGGCCAUGCUGUCGACGAGAACUCUAUGCAUUGGGUGAACUUAAAGCCGUUCACCCGAGAGGUCCUGCACAGAGGGUAUUUCGAGCAUGGGGACUACUGGCUUGAAUCGUACAGUUUCUGCACGCCGGAGCACCUGAGCACCCAUCUGGACGCCCCCUCACACUACGCGGAGGGCAAAUGGUCGGUGGCAGACAUCCCGCUGGAGCGUCUCAUCGGGAAAGGCGUCGUGGUGGACAUCCGGCAUAAGGUGAGGGAUGACCCUACGGCCGAGCUCAUGGCUGACGACCUGAUGGCGUGGAUGGACGAGUACGGGCCGCUACCUGACGGGGCGGUUGUCUUCGUCCUCACGGGUUGGGGCCAGAGAUACGGGAACAAGACUGCCUAUUAUGGCAACGACAAUAAUAACUCCACCAACCUGAUCUUCCCAGGUAUUAACCCGGGCGCGGCACAGCUCUUGGCGGGGUAUGAGCAUGCUUCUGGGCGGCGGGUGUUCGGCGUGGGCAUCGACACUGCCUCCCUCGACCACGGACCGUCCAAGACCUUUAAGACACACAUCGAUCUCUCAAAAGAAAACAUUUACGGCCUCGAAAACGUGGCUAAUCUGGAGAAACUUCCAACCAAGGACUUCGAGGUGAUUGUGAUGCCCAUCAAGCUAACGGGCGGCAGCGGGGGCCCAACCCGCCUGGUGGCAAGGAUUCCAGCUCUCUACAGUGCCGCGAUGGCCUUCUACCGGCCCGCCAGCCACUACCUGCUGCUUCUCUUAGCGACGUUUACCAUUUUAAUACUACUGUAAUUACUGCGUUGAGUUUAUUUUGAUUUUGUUUUUUGACAACGCUUUAUGCAUUGGCUUACUUUAUGCGAAGAGGAACCAUAGAUUAUAGCACAUCGUAUUUACAUGUGGGACAAGAACACAGGUUGAUUGCGUUCAGCCUGCCUUCUUGCCGCUACCUCCUGCUUCUCUUAGCGAUGUGUGUUCAGUUGUGAUUAAUGUUUCGUUGGAUUUUGUUUGAUAUAUAUUUUUACAGUGAAAUAUUUGUCUUAGGAGAAGACAAGUACGUCAAAGUCGUGUGCGGGGCAGCUCACCAGAAGGGACUUUUUAGGUUCGAAACUCACUGUUGAUUGAAGUGAUUAGAACAAGUUGUCUUCUGAUACACAUCAAUACUUGGGUGCAUUUAUGGCUGCCAAAUCACAAAACGGGAGUCAGAAUGAGAAGAUCCGGAUAUUGACAGACACCAGACAAGUACAAUUACAAGACUUGCAUCGAUGCUCACCUAACUACCUUCCGAUCUGCCCUAAAUAAGCCUAGCAAAAACUUUACUCUGCCACUUCAUAACAGGAGUGGCAGAGUCCCUGGAGUGCCAUAUGGAAGAAGCAAACAUACCGUUCAACAUUUCUUAGCAGGGAUGACUUCAUGUAAGCUCAGGGCAGUGACCCACGUCAGGGUGGAGGCUGGAGAGUGUAUGUACUGUAACCUCCUUUGUCUACGUUGUGCAUUAUUCGUUUUCUCCUCCGUCGCAGAAGAGAUGGGUCGGUUUUAUUAGUCGUUACGUUUUCAUAUUUCAUACUGCCACCAGGGCCUUGACAGCCUUGGUGUGCUCGUGAGACUUGUGCCAAUUCGAGUAGCUCAUAACGUGUGAGGUAAAAAUAAAGGAAAUGUGCGGACUAACUAAGUACACUUAAACUAUAUAUUUAUGUAAGAAAAUAAGUAGGCUACUCCUCAGUUCUGUAUGUUUGUACAUAUAUAAAGCGUUGUGUCUCGAGAUUGUAUUGACAGCGUCCACCUGUCUUCCAGAUUUGAACAUUAUUAACAAACUGCUCAUAAAGUUGGUAGAGGACCAGCCCAGGUGAGUGGUCGUGUUAUGAUUAUAGCUAGUAAAGAGCCGAGUGGCCUAAGUGAUGUAUAUUACGUGAUGUAUAUUACGUGAUGUAUAUUACGAUUUCGCCAGAGCGCGCCACUGAUCAGUCAUCUUUCCAGUACAGGCUACAUGGUGGAGGCUGUCUCAACAGCCAGUUUAUAAAAAUUUAGCCGUAAGAUUUUUUUAAGGAAGAGAAACAAACUAUUACACCUCA